Messenger RNA from Centrocercus urophasianus (Greater sage-grouse), 2189 nucleotides. It is a transcript of the gene AK6, whose product is annotated as adenylate kinase 6. Gene Ontology annotation, cellular component: cytoplasm; nucleus. Lineage: Eukaryota; Metazoa; Chordata; Aves; Galliformes; Phasianidae. The transcript has 5 exons. Gene Ontology annotation, molecular function: ATP hydrolysis activity; AMP kinase activity; ATP binding. The record is from RefSeq and is a predicted model, not a curated record. The coding region runs from base 41 to 556 and encodes 171 amino acids.
UAGCGCAGGACCCCGCACGUGUCUCCUAGGCGACGGCAGCAUGCGGCGCCCCAACAUCUUGCUGACCGGUACUCCGGGUGUUGGCAAAAGCACCCUUGGCAAAGAGCUUGCAUCGAGGACAGGGCUGACCUACAUCAGCGUGGGUGAGCUGGCAAAAGAAGAAGAACUGUAUGAAGGUUUCGACGAGGAGUAUGAAUGCCCAAUUUUGGAUGAAGACAGAGUAAUUGAUGAACUAGAAGGCAAAAUGUGCGAGGGUGGAGUUAUUGUUGAUUACCACGGCUGUGAUUUUUUCCCUGAACACUGGUUUCAUAUAGUGUUUGUACUUCGUGCAGACAACUCAGUUCUGUAUGACAGGCUUGAAAGCAGGGGCUACAAAGGGAAAAAGCUACAAGACAAUAUUCAGUGUGAAAUUUUUCAGACACUUUAUGAGGAAGCUGUGUUGUCAUACAGAAAGGAAAUUGUGCACCAAUUACCCAGCAACACUCCUGACGACCUAGAGAGAAAUUUGGAUCAGAUCGUGCAAUGGGUUGAGCAAUGGACAAAGGACAACAAUUGACAACUGGAGAAAAAGCAACUGUUCUAGUUUUGAUUGGGAUAGACUUAAUUUUUUAAUUUUCUUCUUUUCAGCUUCCCAUGCUGCUCUGCCACCGUGGAUUGCAAAUAACAAAAUGGCUUGGUUUGGAAGGGGCUUACCUAGUACAGUGCUGUUCAGUAAACAGCUACCUGUUGGGUCCCUCUAUCUCAGCCGUCACCAGUGGUCUCUCUUUUGAUCAGCAUUCUCAUCAGCACUUCAGGAUUCUCAGGAUAAAAUAUUUCCUGACUCAUUUCUAACUCUGUAAUCUGGUACAGGGUUCCAGACCUAGCUUCUGUUUAUCAACCGAUUUAGCCAGACUCAAAAAUUCUGGCUUGCUUUCUGAGAUUAAGUCACGAUCUAUCUCUUGUUCUUUUUCUUCUAAUUUAGACUGCAAAACUUCUUCCUGAUCUAAUUCAUCUUCCAGUGCCACAUGAAGUUACUAACUAGUAGCUACUAACUAAGCUACUAACAUUCAGCAGCUAACAGGGUCUGUAUGCUUUUCAUUUAUUCCUGCAAGGAUUUAACCAUUUCAUCACUAGUUUAUCUAAUAAAACCUGUCUCUGGGCUGUCACCAGUGCUCCUCCCAACAAAGUAUGCACUGUGGCUUUUCUUUCUCUGGCCACAACUUUUGAUUUUUUUGCAAGUGUUGUGAUUCCUUCUGCUAUAGCUUUGGGAUUGUGCCAGUUGUUCAGAGCCCAAACCAUUCCCAGUGGGGAAGGGCAAACACUAUACCUUUUCAGAUUUCCAGUAAUGGGAGAAGUCAAACACCAGUGUUUCCUGGGCAACCAUGGCUUGCCACUGCUCAUACCUCUCCCAGUGUAUGGCCUUCAUGGCAUAUAGUUGAGAGAUUGCUUCCCAAGACUUCCCACCCACAGUAUCAGGUAUCUUCCAGCUUACAACUUUGCUGGCAGUUAGCAGGAUUGCCUCAUUUUGGAAGGUCUGAAGGCUACCUCUCAGCUACGUGCCAGCCUACCAUGGGCAGGGUUGCCAUUCAGCAGAUCAGGCUGCUCAGGGCCCUAUCCUUCCUGAUCUUGAACACCUCCAGGGAUGGAGGAUCCACAACUCUGAGCAGCCUCUGCCAGGGCUUUGCCACCUUCUGAGUGAAGAAUUGGUUCCUAUCAUGUAACCUAAAUUUUUCCUCUUUCAGUUUAGAGCCAUUCCUUUUGUCCUAUUACUAUUAAACCAUGUAAAAACCAAUCCCCCUCCUGGAGCCUUCGUGCUAAACAAGUCCUGUUUUCUCAAAAUUUUUUCAUGAGAGAGAUGCUCCAGCACCUCUGAUCAUGUGGUCCUGUUCUGGACCCACUCCAACAGCUCCACAACAAUUCUUUCUGUGCUGUGGCCCCAGGCUUGGACACAGUGCUCUAGAUGGGGCCUCACAAAAGCAGAGCAGAGAGGGACAAUCCCUUCCUUUUCCCGGCUGCCACUUAUCUGUUGAUGCAGCCUAGGAUAUAGUUGACCUUCUGGGCCUCAAAGGUACACUGCUGGCUCAUGUCCAUCUUUUUAUCCACCAGGACCCCAAAAUCCUCCUCUGCAGGGCUGCUUACAGUGAGUUCUUCUUCCAGUCUUUACCUCUGUCUGGGAUCACUGUGAUACAAAUACAAUUCCUCGUGCUUAA